This is a messenger RNA of Anastrepha ludens (Mexican fruit fly), 1287 nucleotides long. RefSeq lists its product as uncharacterized. The record is from RefSeq and is a predicted model, not a curated record. Lineage: Eukaryota; Metazoa; Arthropoda; Insecta; Diptera; Tephritidae. Bases 193 to 1287 code for a protein of 364 amino acids. The transcript has a single exon.
UCUUCUCCUUCGCUGUGAUCAGCACUGCACUGACUAGCCAAUGCACCACUACCAAUACAAUACACUAAAACAUUAAGCAACUAAUUAUAAAGCCGUGUACACACUACAAAUUUUCGUUAAAAAAAAACAACUAAUUAAAAAUAUUUCGCCACCCUCCGAUUAUUAUAAUAAUAUCUUUACAGAUUAAAAAAAAUGACCCGCUACAGUGUACGGAAGAAAAAGGCUAGUCGCCACCCCCAUCGAUACCCGACAGCGUGCCGUUUGUGUGACGCAAGGCACCCAAUACGCCUCUGCCCCGUCUUCCGUGGAAAAAGCCCAAUUGAGCGGCUUUGGGAAGCGCUUCUGGGCCACUAUUGCGCCAACUGCCUAUCUAUGGCCCACAAGUCGCGCAAUUGUACAAACGAGGGAAGGUGCAGACGAUGCGGCGACCACCAUCACACAAUGCUGCACAUUCCCGAAGAACGACGCUCGUGGAGCCAGCAAGUCGCUGAGGAAGACAGCGACGCGGUGUCGGUAAAUGCGUCGGACGACUUCUCGGAGACACCGAUUCCCGAUCAAACCGCGGCUGGAGCGGAAACUAGGCCUUUCCGUACCAGGGUAGACAGGGGAUUGGAGACCAGGCCUCUUCGACCCCAGCUACAGCACGAACGCCGGCGCGAGCGUGGAGCGGAAACUAGGCCUUUUCGACCACGUACGCGAACGACGUUGGUGCGCCAACGUCCAAGACGCAAUGCGAGACUGGCGACUAGGCCUCACCAGCGAGCAUUACCACCCGCAUUCCGCGCAGGCGGUCUAAUUCCGGGACAGGCGCUACGUCCAGUGGCGACGAUCAUGCUGACCGCCGUCAUUAAAAUCGAGGCUGGGGGACGCCUUCAUCUGGUGCGCGCUCUCAUCGACGCGUGCCAACCAGUUACAAUUAUAUCAAGCGGCCUCGCAAGGGAACUGGGAUUAUUAAGUACCCAGGUAGGAGGCCAAAGGGGAUGCAUGAUCACUAUUCGCGGAAAGAACGGCAAUAAUAAGCGCGUUGCCACACAUGCUGCGGUGGUACCGGGAUUCCAGCGCGUCACCCCCUUCCGAGGCGUCGACCCGGCUAUAGCGGCGCCCUACGUUCACAUGAGACUGGCGGAUUCCAGAUUUUUUGAAUCCACUCCUAUCCGCCUAGUGAUAGGAGCGGAACUGUACUCAAGCGUCAUGAUGCAGGAGACCCUACCCCGCUCUCUCAGCACCCUAAUGGCGCAGAGCUCAAUAUUUGGCCGGGUACUGUCCGGGGUCUGCCCAUUAAAUUAA